Molecule: messenger RNA, 1018 nt
Organism: Sardina pilchardus (European sardine)
Lineage: Eukaryota; Metazoa; Chordata; Actinopteri; Clupeiformes; Clupeidae
Product: protein TsetseEP-like
Exons: 3
Coding region: 59-913 (284 amino acids)
Source: RefSeq, a predicted model, not a curated record
CAAGAAGCACACAAAACAGACAGCUUCAUUUAAAGAGGGUGAUCUACUAUCUAAAGAGAUGAAGAGCUUAAUUGUGUUGGUGUGGAUGGCUCAUGUGUGUUCUUGUAUCUCAAUACAGAAGCUGAGAAAAGCUCGUCAACUGGGCUGGGGAUGGACGUUGGGAGAUGACUAUGAUUACUAUCAACCUGUCAUUAAUCUAGAUCCCCCUGGAAAUGUUGCACCUGCUCCAAAUCCUGCACCUGUUCCAAAACCUGCACCCGCUCCAAAUCCUGCAUGCGUUCCAAAACCUGCACCCAUUCCAAAACCUGCUCCAAAACCUGCACCCACUCCAAAACCUGCUCCAAAACCUGCACCAGCUCCAAAACCUGCACCCGCUCCAAAACCCGUUCCAAAACCUGCACCCGUUCCAAAACCUGCACCCGCUCCAAAUCCUGCACCUGCUCCUGCACCUGUCCCUUUUACUCCCAGCCCUGCUCCAGCUGUCACAAGUGGUCCGCCACCCAUCUUCCUCUUUCCUAGCGCAGACGGAGAGCAGUUUCAUGUUUUUCGUUUCCCUUCUAACAGUGGCAACGCUGUUCAGGACUUCAAAUUCCCCCCUGGUUUCGAUUUUAAUGCUCCUGAGACUGACUCAGGACCUGCCCCUAGGCCCAGACCCAGACCAAGGCCCGGGCCCAGCCCAGGCCCACAACCAACUAGAGCUCAGCCCUCCAUAUUCCCUCCGACUCGAGGACCAACCUAUAUCAAGCCUGGCUCACAACAGAUUGCUCCAGAUGAGCGUCAACCUCCUGUCAUCAUGUUCCCUGGUAUUGUGAUUCCGCCUGACAUUGACAUGGCCUCUGUUCUGAGACAGCUGCUUGAAAGUGUCGGUCAGAACCCUGAUCAGAUUGACGGUUACAUUAUAACCAAAGAAUGACCAGUGCUUUAGCGUACUGUGAUCUGAUGGCUUCUCAUGGCAUGUGUAUUUGUGGUAUGUUCUGCUGUUUUUAAGGUUUUGUAAUGCCAGUUUCCUGGCAUUUCC